GCGAAACAUAAACCGCCAUCGCCGAUCCACCAUUUUGUCGCAAGACACUGACCACCAAUCCAUACACAGACAGACCACUUCUCCAAACCACUGCUGCUGCUGCUGCUUCACACAAAGACCCCAAACACCAGCCCCAUCGCCAGCCAUGACUGAUGCGCAACAGAACUUCAACAAGGCUGGCGUGCCUACGCUGUCCUUCUUUUUCCUCAUCGCCAUGGGCGCUGUGCUCUUCUACAUGAUCAAGAGCCUGACCCCACGCAACGCCGUCUCCGGCCGCCUCGCUUUGUUUGUCAAGGGCCUGCAAGUUGCAUGCGGUUUGCAGGUGAUUACAGGCCUGUUCAUGGUCUUCUCCGCUGCACAGAACACGGGCAUCACGCUGAUGAUCAUUCCUCUCCUCGGCAUCUUCGCUCUUCACUCUCUGGACCCCAACCUGCUGGUGCUCUACUCUGCGCUGCAGUUCUACAUCCUGAGCAUAAUCUCGGGCCUUCCUGACGCCUUCCAGGCUGCUGGCGCCUGCACCACCAAGUUUGGCGACAACGACUACUGCAAGUCUGGCUGGCGCUCCUUCCUGACCUUCCUUGCCGUGCUCUACCACUUUGUGUCGCUCGUGCAUGCGCUGGCCCACUUUUACUUCUUCAUGACCUUCCACACGGGAGCCCUGGAGUACACGUCCCCGGGUGGCAUCUACGCCCCACUCGUCGCAGAGCAACCGCCGCAACCCACGCAUAAGCGAGAACGGGAGCAAGUGAGUUGGGAGACGUGA
Molecule: messenger RNA, 763 nt
Organism: Salpingoeca rosetta
Lineage: Eukaryota; Choanoflagellata; Craspedida; Salpingoecidae
Exons: 4
Coding region: 146-763 (205 amino acids)
Source: RefSeq, a predicted model, not a curated record